UCCGGUUCGUCCUGUAAAACAGUGGAGUCGCCAUGCUAUGAGCUCUAAACGGUUUAAUUGAGGGGUUUAGUGCUUUUAACGAUUACAAAUAACACUUUUAACUGCGUACGAAGAGAAACACAUCCCCAGUCCCAAGUUUCCGGUGUCGUUUCGUGUGUUUUUUUCUUUUUUUCUCCGCCCACCCCCGGAAAACCAAACUGAGUCGUCGUUAUUUUUAUUUCUUGAGGUGACGUGUUGGAGCAGUUUUCUCGUGUGUCGGCGAAAAUACCGAGUGUACCCGGAUAUGGACGCGGUGGUUAUUAUAUAGGCUGCAUGUAGGAUGUCCGUUGUGUGCGUGGGUUGUGAGUGAGCCCCGCGGAAGAGACCGCUGCUGGGGCCCGGAGCCCGAGCAGGAGCCCGGCGGACGGACUGGUUCUGUUGGUUUGGACGCAUCGGGACUGGAGUGACACGACAGCGAGACUGGGGUUACGCGCUGUGAUACCAGUAAACGAUGGCUCCGGUCUGUGUCCUGAUCCUGGUCCUGGUCGGCUGGGCAGCGGGCCACAAGCUGGGCGACAAUGUGACCCUUUAUGUCAAUAAAGUAGGUCCAUAUCACAACCCUCAGGAGACGUAUCACUACUACACCUUACCUGUGUGCAGACCGGAAAAGGUGCACCACAAGUCCCUGAGUCUGGGAGAAGUGCUGGAUGGCGACAGGAUGGCAGAGUCGUUGUAUCACAUCCGCUUCGGAGAAAACGUGGGGAAGAAAGUCCUCUGCCAGCUCACUCUGUCCGAAAAACAGGUGGACGAGCUUCGCGAGGCCAUCGAGGAGCUGUACUACUUUGAGUUUGUCCUGGAUGACAUACCCAUCUGGGGGUUUGUGGGCUACAUCGAGGAGAGCGGCUUCCUGCCUCACAGCCACAAGGUGGGCUUGUGGACUCACCUGGACUUCAACAUCGAGUACAACGGCGAAUCUGUGAUCUUCGCAAACGUCUCGGUGAAAGACGUCAAGCCUUUCCCCCUGGAGGAGGGGGCGGGUGCUGCGGUGGGUGGCAUGGGAGUCGGGGGAGGCAGCCUGACGGUCACACACACCUACAGCGUGCACUGGUAUGAGUCCAGUCUGCCCUACGCCCGGAGAGCUGAGCGCCUCCGAGACUACUCCUUCUUCCCUAAAACCCUGGAGAUCCACUGGCUGUCAAUCAUCAACUCUCUGGUGCUAGUGGUGCUGUUGCUGGGCUUCGUCAUCAUCAUCCUCAUGAGGGUCCUGAAGAACGACUUUGCUCGGUAUAACGUGGAAGAGGAGGGCGGCUGUGAUGAUCUGGACCAAGGAGAUAACGGAUGGAAGAUCAUCCACACGGACGUGUUCAGGUUUCCUCCUUUCAAAAGCCUGCUGUGCGCAGUGCUGGGAGUCGGAGCUCAGUUCCUAACCCUCGCCACCGCCAUCAUCAUCAUGGCGCUGCUGGGAAGGUUCAACGUACAUCGCCAUGGCGCCAUCAACUCUGCGGCCAUCGUCCUGUACGCUCUGACCAGCUGCGUGUCGGGGUACGUCUCGUGUAGCUUCUACACUCAGAUCAACGGCCAGCGCUGGGUGUGGAACAUCAUCCUCACGUCUUCUCUCUUCUCAGCUCCUCUCUUCCUGACGUGGAGCGUGGUGAACUCUGUUCACUGGUGGAGCGGCUCAACUCAGGCUCUGCCCGCCACCACCGUGCUCCUCCUGCUCGGCGCCUGGGUGCUGGUGGGCUUCCCCCUCACCGUCAUCGGCGGCAUCGUGGGAAAGAAUCGGGCCGGGAACUUCCAGGCGCCGUGCCGCACACGUAACAUCCCCCGGCAGAUCCCCAAACAGCCCUGGUACAAGCACGCCAUUAUACACAUGGCUAUCGGCGGCUUCCUGCCGUUCAGCGCCAUUUCUGUGGAGCUGUACUACAUCUUUGCCACCGUUUGGGGCAGAGAGCACUACACCCUCUACGGCAUCCUGCUGUGCGUCUACGCCAUCCUCCUCUCAGUGGGUGCCUGCAUCUCCGUGGCGCUGACGUACUUCCUGCUGUCUGGUGAGGACUACCGCUGGUGGUGGCGCAGCGUGCUAAGCACUGGAUCCACGGGCCUCUUCAUCUUCGUCUACUCAGUUUUCUACUACCGGAAUCGGUCUUCCAUGAGUGGGCUGGUGCAAAGCACGGAGUUCUUCGGAUAUUCGCUGCUCACAGCGCUAGUCUUCUCUCUGAUGCUGGGCAGCGUGUCGUUCUGGGCCUCGCUGACGUUCAUCCGCUACAUCUACCGUAACCUCAAGAUGGAUUAAAGCCGGGAUUCGACGCGGACCGUCUCCAUCAGACACACGUCUCCGGUUGUGUUAACGGGAGAAGAAACAGGGGCCUUUAACUUAAAAUGAAGAGUAUGUAAAAUGGCUGAAUAAGGAAGAGUUGGGAUUAAAGCAGAUUUAAGUAAAUAUGUUGGUGAAAAGGGACGAUGUCUCCACGUUGGGGGAGUAAAAGACUACAGAGCUGGUACCUAAUCAAGUGUGUAUGUAAGCCAAGUGAGACCAAAAUGUUCUAGACUGGUUGUAUCGCCUCCAAAAACAUGUAGAGUACAUUUAUUAAACACGCGAGUAUUAUUACUAGAACUGGUCUGAGGGAGACUCCCCACAGUGGAUGAAAGGAAGGAAGGAUGCCUUGUAGAUUUUUGCUUUUGCAAAAUGUUGGUGAUGGGCGCAAUAUUGUAAUUGUAUCCAUGUAUUCUACGCUGGUUCUGAUGUAAAUAGUCUUUUCAAUAAAAUGCUUUUUAAUAUAAA
Molecule: messenger RNA, 2761 nt
Organism: Nothobranchius furzeri (turquoise killifish)
Lineage: Eukaryota; Metazoa; Chordata; Actinopteri; Cyprinodontiformes; Nothobranchiidae
Gene: tm9sf1
Product: transmembrane 9 superfamily member 1
Biological process (GO): protein localization to membrane
Cellular component (GO): membrane
Source: RefSeq, a predicted model, not a curated record